Galeopterus variegatus (Sunda flying lemur) is the source of this 957-nucleotide messenger RNA. RefSeq names its product nicotinamide N-methyltransferase (gene NNMT). The record is from RefSeq and is a predicted model, not a curated record. Bases 130 to 921 code for a protein of 263 amino acids. Lineage: Eukaryota; Metazoa; Chordata; Mammalia; Dermoptera; Cynocephalidae. Gene Ontology annotation, molecular function: nicotinamide N-methyltransferase activity. The transcript has 3 exons. Gene Ontology annotation, cellular component: cytosol.
GGGCUGAACCGAUACAGAAGGAAGAUUGAUAGCUUGAGACUCAGGAAGACAACUUCUGCAGGGUGACUCCCUGGCUUCUGGAGGAGAGGGAAGGAGGACAGUGGGCCAGUGGCACAGAAGUGACACACGAUGGAAUCUGGCUUCACCUCUAAGGAUGCUUAUCUAAGCCAUUUUAACCCUCGGGAUUACCUAGAAAAAUAUUACAACUUUGGGACCAGAAACUCUGCAGAAGACCAGAUUCUGAGGCAUGUUCUGAAAAACCUUUUUAAGAUAUUCUGCCUAGAUGGUGUGAAGGGAGACCUCCUGAUUGACAUCGGCUCUGGGCCCACCAUCUACCAGCUCCUCUCUGCUUGUGAAUCCUUCAAGGAGAUCAUCGUCACUGACUACACAGACCAGAACCUGCAGGAACUGGAAAAGUGGCUGAAGAAGGAGCCUGGCGCCUUUGACUGGUCCCCAGUGGUGACCUAUGUGUGUGAUCUUGAGGGAAACAGAGUCAAGGGGCCAGAGAAGGAGGAGAAGUUGAGGUGGGCGGUCAAGCAGGUGCUGAAGUGUGAUGUCACCCAGAGCCGGCCGCUGGGGGCCGUCCCACUGCUCUCGGCCGACUGCCUGCUGAGCACGCUGUGCCUGAACGCCGCCUGCCCAGACCUCUCUGCCUUCCGCAUGGCCCUCCAGAACCUCAGCAGCCUGCUGAAGCCAGGGGGCUUCCUGGUGAUCGUGGAUGCGCUGAAGAGCAGCUACUACAUGAUCGGCGAGCAGAGGUUCUCCAGCCUCUCUCUGGGCCCGGAGGCAGUAGAGGCUGCAGUGACAGAGGCUGGCUACACAAUUGAACGGUUUGAGGUGAUUCCUCAAGCUUAUUCGUCCACCAUAGCCGACAAUGAAGGACUUUUCUCGCUGGUGGGGCGGAAGCUGAGCAGAUCUUGAUUAAUCUCAAUUAAAGCAGGUUCUUUGACGUUCUAA